GCCGGAUAAGGCGCCGUGGCCCGCAGGCCGAGCGCGAUGGAGCCCGGGGGCCGGGGCCCGGCCCGCAGCCUGCUGGCCCUGGCGCUGCUUGCGGGGCUGGGAGCCGCCGCAGCUGCCCAGUGUCUCGACGGAGUGAGGCCAUGUGAGAACGGAGGCCGUUGUACCCUGCUCUCUAAUGGGGAGGCCGCUUGUGUGUGUCGCCCGGGGCUGAUCGGGGAGCGAUGCCAGUUUCAGGACCCUUGCCACCGCUCACCCUGUGCCAAUGGGGGCAUCUGUAAGAGCUCUCUCCUGGAAGGCACCGUGCAGUACACAUGCAGCUGCCCUCGGGGCUUCCGAGGCCAGGACUGUUCCUUAACUGACGCCUGCGCCAACAACCCCUGUGCCAAUGGCGCCCGCUGCACCAACACCAACGGCCGCUACAACUGCACCUGCCCCCUCGGCUACCAGGGACGCAAUUGCCGCAGUGACGUGGACGAGUGCCGGGCUGGGGGCGUGUGCCAGCAUGGGGGCACCUGCCUCAACGUGCCGGGCUCCUUCCGCUGCCAGUGUGAGGCUGGCUUCACUGGGCCCCUCUGUGAGAGCUUCUACACCCCUUGCACGCCAUCCCAGUGCCUCAACGGGGGCACCUGCCGCCAGACCGGAGAGCUGACCUACGACUGCGCCUGCCUGCCUGGGUUUGAGGGGCACAAUUGUGAGGUGAACAUGGACGACUGUCCUGGCCAUCGCUGCAUGAACGGAGGCACUUGCGUGGAUGGGGUCAACACGUACAACUGCCAGUGUCCUCCUGAGUGGACAGGCCAGUUUUGCACAGAGGAUGUGGAUGAGUGCCAGUUGCAGCCCAAUGCUUGCCACAAUGGCGGCACCUGCUUCAACACCAACGGGGGGCACAGCUGCGUCUGUGUGAACGGCUGGACCGGUGAGAGUUGCAGCGAGAACAUCGAUGACUGCGCCACGGCCGUCUGCUUCCACGGUGCCACCUGCCAUGACCGUGUAGCCUCCUUCUACUGUGCCUGCCCCAUGGGCAAGACAGGGCUCCUGUGCCACCUGGAUGAUGCCUGCGUCAGCAACCCCUGCCACGAGGAUGCCAUCUGUGACACCAACCCCGUCAAUGGACGUGCCAUAUGCACCUGUCCCCCAGGCUUCACCGGGGGGGCCUGUGAUCAGGAUGUGGACGAGUGUUCCAUCGGUGCCAACCCGUGUGAGCACUUUGGGAAGUGUGUGAACACCCAGGGCUCGUUCCAGUGCCAGUGUGGCCGUGGAUAUACCGGGCCCCGCUGUGAGACUGACAUCAAUGAGUGCCUGUCGGGGCCGUGCCACAAUGAUGCCACCUGUCUGGACCGCAUCGGGCAGUUCACCUGCAUCUGCAUGGCAGGUUUCAGCGGCACAUACUGUGAAGUGAAUAUCGAUGAGUGCGAGAGCAACCCCUGCGUCAAUGGGGGUGUCUGCCGGGACAGGGUCAAUGGCUUCAGCUGCACCUGCCCCUCUGGCUUCAGUGGUGCCAUGUGCCAGUUGGACAUUGAUGAGUGUGCCAGCACACCCUGCCAGAAUGGUGCCAAGUGUGUGGAUCGGCCCAACGGCUAUGAGUGUCGCUGUGCGGAGGGCUUUGAGGGGCCCCUGUGUGAGAAGAAUGUGGACGACUGCUCCCCGGACCCCUGUCACCACGGGACCUGCCUGGAUGGCAUCGCCAGUUUUUCCUGCGCCUGCGCCCCGGGCUACACCGGCUACCGCUGCGAGAACCAGCUCAAUGAGUGCCACAGCAACCCCUGCCAGCACGGUGGCAAGUGCAUCGACCUGGUCAACAAAUACCUCUGCUACUGCCCGCUGGGCACCUCAGGCGUGAAUUGUGAGGUAAACAACGAUGACUGUGCCAGCAACCCCUGUGACUAUGGCGUGUGCCGGGACGGGAUCAACCGCUACGACUGCAUCUGCCAACCUGGCUUCACAGGGCCCCUGUGCAAUGUGGAGAUUAAUGAGUGCGCCUCGAAUCCGUGCCGGGGCGGAGGCACCUGUGUGGAUGGAGAGAACGGCUUCCGCUGUCUCUGCCCCCCUGGCUUCCUGCCCCCCUUGUGCCACACUCAGCGCGACCAGUGCAGCAGUAGCCCCUGUGCCCACGGCACCUGUUUGGAUGAUCUCAGUGGGUACCGGUGUGAGUGUGAACCAGGCUGGGCCGGCCCCAACUGUGAUCAGAAUCGCAACGAGUGCGAAUCCAACCCGUGCCAGGCUGGGGGCACCUGCACCGAUUAUGUCAAUGGCUUCCAUUGUACCUGCCGGGAGGGAUUCCAGGGCUCCUACUGCCAGACCAACAUCAACGACUGUGCCUCAGCCCCCUGCCUCAAUCAGGGGCUCUGUGUGGAUGGCAUCGCCAGCUACACUUGUCACUGUCACCUGCCCUACACCGGCCGCAACUGUGAGAAUGUACUGUCUCCCUGCACCCCCAACCCCUGUGAGAACGGGGGACACUGUGAGCACACUCCAGACUUUGAGAGCUUCACCUGCACCUGUGCUCCAGGCUGGCAAGGUCCCCGGUGCCAGCUGGAUGUGAACGAGUGUGAGGACAGUCCCUGCCGCCACCGGGGCACCUGCACCAAUCUGCAUGGCGGCUUCAGCUGCGCCUGCCGCCCCGGCUACACCGGGCCCACCUGUGACAGCGACAUCGACGACUGUGCCCCCAAUCCCUGUCUGAAUGGUGGCUCGUGUCAGGAUGGCAUCAGCUCCUUCUCCUGCACCUGCCUCCCCGGCUUCACGGGUCCCCGCUGUGCCACUGAGAUUGAUGAGUGCCAGAACUCCCCCUGCCACCACCGGGCUACCUGCACGGACUAUGUGGCCAGCUUCACCUGCACUUGUCCCCCUGGCUACGGGGGACUCCUGUGCGAGCACAACAUCCAAGACUGCACCGACAGCUCCUGUUUCAAUGGGGGAACCUGCGUCGAUGGGAUCAACUCCUAUACCUGCCACUGCCGACCUGGCUUCACCGGCAUUCACUGCCAGCACCCAGUGGACAAAUGCCUCUCCCAGCCUUGCCAGCACGGUGGCAUCUGUGUGGAUGGGGUAGAGAGCUACCGUUGCUCCUGCCCCCAGGGCUACACGGGGACCCAGUGCCAGACGUUGGUGGACUGGUGCAGCCGGGCGCCCUGCCAGAACGGGGGCCGUUGUGCCCAGACCGGGGCUUCCUUCGCCUGCCACUGCCUUCCCGGUUGGAGCGGCCGCUACUGUGACAUCCCCAGCCUCUCCUGCAAGGAUGCUGCGGCUCAGAGGGGGGUGCGACUGGACCAGCUGUGCCGGGCGGGGGGCCGCUGCGUGGACACAGGCAGCACCCACUACUGCGUGUGCCAGGCCAGCCACACGGGCAGUUACUGCGAGCAAGAGGUGGAGCACUGCGCCACUCAGCCCUGCCGCCAUGGGGGCACCUGCCGUGGCUAUAUGGGGGGCUACAUGUGUGAGUGUCCGCCCGGCUACGAGGGUCCAGACUGUGAGAGCGAGGUGGACGAGUGCGAGUCCCAGCCCUGCCAGAAUGGAGGCUCCUGCAUUGACCUCAUAGGCCGUUACGUCUGUUCCUGCCCCCCGGGCACACUGGGGGUCCUGUGUGAGAUCAACGAGGAUGACUGUGCCUGGGGCCCCGGGGAACAGGGCCCCAAGUGCCUCCACAACGGGACCUGUGUGGACCAGGUUGGGGGGCACCGCUGCAACUGUCCCCCCGGCUACACCGGCCGGCGCUGCGAGGGGGACCUCAACGAGUGUCGGGCCGGGGCCUGCCACGCCGCCCACACCCGCGACUGCCUGCAGGAUGCCAACGGCUUCCAUUGCUUGUGCAAGCCUGGCUUCUCUGGGCGCCGCUGCCAGAACCCGGUGACCCCGUGUGAAUCUCAGCCCUGCCACAAUGGGGGCCAGUGUAAGCUGAGCCUUGGCACGCCACUGGGAUACACCUGCCAUUGCCCCCUGGCGUUCUCAGGUCUGACCUGCGAACGGCCCACUCAGUGGCAGUCGUGCCGGGACCUGCCCUGUUUCAACGGCGGCUCGUGCCAGCUCACCCCUCUGGGGCCCCGUUGCACCUGCCCCCCGGGUCUGGCCGGGCCUUCCUGCCGCCUGCGGGCCAACAGCAGCUGCGCGGGAGCCCCUUGCCGGCACGGGGGCACCUGCCACGAGGUGUCCCGCGCCCCCUUCUACCUGUGCCAGUGCCCGCCGGGCUGGGAGGGGGCCCGCUGCGAGGGGCGGAGACGGGUGGCUCUGGAGCCCCCACCCCAACUGCCCCCAGAGGAGCCGCUCUGCCCCCGGCCCAGUUGCCGGGACAAGAAGGGUGACCGCUACUGUGACCGCGAGUGCAACUCCCCCGCCUGCCAGUGGGACGGGGGCGACUGCUCCCUCAGCGUGGACGACCCCUGGCACCAGUGCCAGGCCCUGCAAUGCUGGCGCCUCUUCAACAACAGCCGCUGUGACCCAGCCUGCAACACCCCUGCUUGUCUCUACGACAACUUUGACUGCCACACGCAGGAGCGCAGCUGCAACCCCGUGUACGAGAAGUACUGCUCCGACCACUUUGCGGAUGGGCGCUGCGACCAGGGCUGCAACACAGAGGAGUGCGGCUGGGACGGCCUGGAUUGUGCUAGUGCUGUGCCCGAGCUGCUGGCCCGGGGCGUGUUGGUGCUGACCGUGCUGCUGCCCCCCGAGGAGCUGCUGCGCUCCAGUGCCAGCUUCCUGCAGCGGCUCAGCGCUAUCCUGCGGACCACCCUGCGCUUCCGCCGGGACGCCCAGGGAAACCUCAUGGUCUUUCCCUACUAUCGCUCUGGUCACCGGCCCCGCCGGGAGCUGGCACCUGAGGUCAUUGGCUCAUUGGUGAUGCUGGAGAUAGACAAUCGCCUGUGCUCCCAGGCCCCCAACAGUCACCACUGCUUUCCCGAUGCCCAGAGCGCCGCCGACUACCUGGGGGCCCUGUCAGCCGUCGAGAGGCUCGAGUUCCCCUACCCGCUCAAGGCUGUGCGGGUCGAAGGAGAGCCACCGGGACAAGCUCCCGAAUCAGGGCUGCGGCUUCUGCCCCUGCUGGUGGUGGGGGCCGUGAUCCUGCUGGUGAUCCUGGUGCUCGGGGUCCUGGUGGCGCGACGCAAGCGGGAGCACAGCACCCUGUGGUUCCCUGAGGGCUUCGCGCUCAACAAGGAGGCUGGCAACAAGGGCCGGCGGGAACCCGUGGGCCAGGAUGCCCUGGGCAUGAAGAACAUGGCCAAGGGCGAGAGCCUGAUGGGCGAGUCGGCUGAGGACUGGCUGGACACCCAGUGCCCGGAGGCCAAGAGAUUGAAGGAGGCGGAGGCUGGCGGGGAGGCGGAGAACCCUGUGGAUUGUCGCCAGUGGACCCAACAUCACCUGGUGGCGGCUGACAUCCGCAUGCCCCCCUCCAUGGCCCUGACUCCCCCCCAGGGCGAUUUUGAUGCCGACGGCGUGGAUGUCAAUGUGCGAGGCCCCGAUGGCUUCACCCCGCUGAUGCUGGCCUCAUUCUGCGGAGGGGCGCUGGAGCCGGCGCUGACCGAGGAGGAGGAAGGGGAGGACGCUUCGGCCAACAUUAUCUCGGACCUGAUAUGUCAGGGGGCCCAGCUGGGUGCCCAGACCGACCGCACCGGGGAGACCGCCCUGCACCUGGCUGCCCGCUACGCCCGGGCCGAUGCCGCCAAGCGGCUGCUGGACGCCGGGGCCGACACCAACGCCCAAGACAACACCGGCCGUACGCCCCUGCACGCUGCCGUCACCGCCGAUGCCCAGGGGGUCUUCCAGAUCCUGAUCCGCAACCGCUCCACGGACCUGGAUGCCCGGAUGGUGGAUGGCUCGACGGCGCUGAUCCUGGCGGCCCGGCUGGCAGUGGAAGGGAUGGUGGAAGAGCUGAUCGCUUGCCACGCCGACGUCAAUGCUGUGGAUGAACUGGGUAAAUCUGCGCUGCACUGGGCUGCCGCUGUUAACAAUGUGGAGGCCACUGUGGCCCUGCUCAAGAACGGGGCCAACAAAGACAUGCAGGACAGUAAGGAGGAGACCCCUUUGUUUCUGGCGGCCCGGGAGGGCAGCUACGAGGCAGCCAAACUGCUCCUGGAUCACUUUGCCAACCGGGAGAUCACGGACCACCUGGACCGGCUACCACGGGACGUGGCCCAAGAGCGGCUGCACCAGGACAUUGUGCGGCUGCUAGAGGAGUAUAACACGGCCCGCAGCCCUGCUGGCCCCCAUGGCCUCUCGCCCCUGCUCUGCCCAGCGGGCGCCUUCUUACCCGGUCUCAAGCCCACCCCACCGGGGGGCAAGAAGAGCCGGCGUCCCCCAGGCAAGGCCGGGGCAGGGCCAGGUGGGGCCAAAGGGCGGAGCAAGAAGCUCACGCUGGACUGCCCGGGCCCCCUGCUAGAGAGUUCGGUCACCCUGUCCCCUGUCGACUCCCUGGACUCGCCCCGGCCCUACGGGGGGCCCCCCGCCUCCCCGGGGGUCUUCCCCCCAGCUCCGCUGUCCGUCCCCUCCACCCCACUGGUGCCCGGGCUGCUGGACGGGCCCUACGCCGUGUCCUUGGCCCAGUUGGCAGAACUGCCUCUGGGCGGGGGUGGCGGGCGAGGCGCUCUGGGCCGGCCCCCUGGGGGCUGCGUGGUCAACCUUGGCCUGGUGAGCCCUGUGUCCGUGCCCUUUGACUGGGCUCGGCUGCCCCCGGCACCCCCCACUGGGGGCUCCCACCCCAACUUGCACCCCCCCGGCCCUUCCUUCCUGCUGCCUGGGCCCCUGCCGCUGGCCCACAGCUCCCAGCUGCUGACUCCCCAGCCUGGGCCGGGGCCCAAGGAGCUGCUCCCCCCGGCCCGGGCCGGGGCCCCCAUCUCCCCCAAGGAGCGGCCCCCCCAGUACUUCCCGCCGGGGGCUGGGGGGCCCGAGGAGUACCCCACACCCCCCUCCCAGCAUGGCUAUGUGCCCUCCGCCCAGGGCAGCCCCCCGAAGCACUACUUGCGGGUGCCCAGUGAGCACCCUUACCUGACUCCUUCCCCAGAGUCCCCUGAGCAGUGGUCCAGUCCCUCCCCCCACUCGCUCUCAGACUGGUCUGACUCCACCCCCAGCCCUGCUGUGGCCCCGACCCCCCAGACCCAGCUGGCACCCCUGCCCGAGGCAGGCUCCAAGAGGCAAGUGUUCGCAUGAAGCCAUGCUUCCCCCUCACAACCCCCCAGCCCCCAGAACGGGGCUUGUCCUCAGAGGCGUACGUCCGGGGGGACAGCCUCAGCCCCCAGGCCAAGUUUGGGGUGGGGGGCUGAGGCAGUCUAGGGGGGCACGGGCGGGGGACGGGGGACGGAUGGCCUUCUUUCUUUGGGGUCCUCAUAGCCCCCUGCUGCCACCUUUCUUCUUCCUCCUUUUCUCUCUCUCUCUCGCCGCCCCACCCCUCGACUAUCAUUUCCAUCUCUCUGACACAAGUAUUUUUUUUUUACAUUUUGUAUAGAACAAAGUCAUUUAAACAAACUUAUUAUUUUUUUUUUACAAAAUAUAUAUAUGGAGAAUGGCCCUCCGAUACCCUCCCGUCCCUCAUGACCCUCCCCUGCCACCCUACUAACCUGCCCUCUGCCUCUCCUUGCCCCCUGGGCUCCCAAGGGCCCAGCCACUGUAUCGUGUGUACUGGGUACACAGCUGUGUGAGUACGCCACAGGCCUCCCCUGCCCCUGGGCAGGAGGGGCGGGCGUGGAGCCUGCGGCCACUUUGUGAUGGGGGGGGGGGGGCGGCGUGGCACCCAAGUUGUGACCCUCUCCCUGCCCUGUCUCCCCUCGGCCAUCCCUUCCACUUCACCACAUUCCAGAUCUAAUUUAUUCCGUGGCUUUUUGGCAUCUCCUGUGGCGGUUGAGGGCGGGGGGCUCGUUUGCACCCUCUCGUCCCCCCCUCCACCCCCCGCCACAAAACACCCUGCUGCACUCCCAACCCCACCAGCUCUGGGAUCCUAUCUGAUCUGCCACCUUUCCUGGAAGGAUUUGGGAUUGUGUGGGUGGGUGGAUGUAGCCUAAGCCCCCCACGGGCGAGGUCAGCAUUUCCGCUAGAAAAUCCGUACAUUUCAUGAAAAUCUUUAUGUAAAUAUAUGUGCUGGGCGGGGGGGGGGCCUUGGAAGCAAAGAGAGGGGAGCAGGACCCCCACCCCCACGCCUGCCCGUCCUCCGACCCCUGCCAGAAAUAGAAGGAUUAUUUUUAGGAUAUUUUUGUAAUAUUGUCUCCUGUUGUGAGCAGACCCUGUAGCUGCCGCUCCCCGCAAGCUGCCUGCCUAAUAAACUUGUAGUUAGUGCGC
Molecule: messenger RNA, 8259 nt
Organism: Tachyglossus aculeatus (Australian echidna)
Lineage: Eukaryota; Metazoa; Chordata; Mammalia; Monotremata; Tachyglossidae
Gene: NOTCH3
Product: notch receptor 3
Exons: 34
Coding region: 37-7137 (2366 amino acids)
Biological process (GO): cell differentiation; Notch signaling pathway; multicellular organism development
Cellular component (GO): membrane
Molecular function (GO): calcium ion binding; protein binding; signaling receptor activity
Source: RefSeq, a predicted model, not a curated record